Messenger RNA from Cuscuta campestris, 1467 nucleotides. Lineage: Eukaryota; Viridiplantae; Streptophyta; Magnoliopsida; Solanales; Convolvulaceae. The record is from the annotation of a GenBank genome assembly.
CUAGAGGGGGGCAUUAUCUUUCCCCUUCGCCCCCUCCUCGUAGAAAUCUGUAACAAAUUCAAGAUUUUGCCCGGCCAGCUUACUCCAAAUGCUCACCGGUUCUUGAAUUGUUUUGUAAAUAUCUGUGAAAAUUUGAAAAUCAACCCUUCCCUUGAGCUUUUCCUCCACAUGUACGAAGUCUUGCCCGGGGCUAGUAACUGCCCAGGCUUCGUCUAUUUCCAUUCUCGUAAUAAGAGAUCUUUUGUGACCGGUCUUCCUCCUAGUCACAAAAGAUGGAAGAAAAGAUUUGUUUUUGUUGGAUUCCCCCCUGACCAAUUUCCUCUCUCAAACCCUGAGUGGGCUGACCGGGUUAUAAAACCUGAAAGGGUUCAACCGGAGCCCACUAAAGAUCUUGAGGACGCCUGCGAGAAACUUCUCAAGGGUGAUCCUGUGACCGGGAAACCUUAUGCCUAUGGGGGCUGGGUAUUCCGGCUAGCUAACCCGGAUGGGGGUGCGUCUGCGACCCAUGACACUGAGGAUAACCGGGCUGAUUCCCCGGAUGGUCACGCUGAGGCCGGCUCUCCUCAUCCAGACAUGAACUUCAACAGGAUGACCACCAUCAUUGAGGAUGACGACGAUGAUGUCCAAGUCCUCCACUCCAACCGGUCUCCUCUCUCUAACUCUCCUGGAAAGGAUGGGGCCAUAAGUGCCCGGUGUAGCCCUAUCCAUGCGCAGAGCCAGAAGCUGAAAUCUCCUUCAGCCAGGCAUCACUCUAAGGUUGACCGGGCUAAUCCCCCCAAAGUCCCGGUCCAAUCAGGUGCUAAAGAGGUCGGUGCAUCUUCCUCUUCAAAAGCCAAGGACCAAAAAAGGAAGAGCUCUCAUAAGAGUUCCAGGGGAGGCAAGAAGAGGAAGAUUAGCUUAUCAGACAGGGAGGGGGAAACCAUCGAAGAAGCCUUCCUAUCCCUGGCCAAAAAACUCAGCAAGGUCGGGGUCAUUUCAGAGGAGAUUGGCCAAACAUUAAAGGAGAAGGACCAGGUCUCCCAGCUCACCCUCCUCCUUGAUUCUGCUAAGUUAGAGAUCAAUGACCGGGCAGAAAGGGAGAGGAGACUUGAGGAAGAGUUGAAGGAAGAAAGGGCCCGGUUUGCUCUUCUGGAGGAGGAAAAGAAGAGAAAGAUCGCCGAGCUCGAGGAUGCGCUGGGCCAGGCUGAAGAAUCUGCCCGGGCAAAGGAGGAGGCCUUUCCUUCUGAAGCUGCUGACUAGGCUGCGCGCCAUCACACGGAGGUUGCCCGGUCCCUUCUCACUACCCGGAGGAAACCAUGGACUUUUUCAAAGUCAUGUAUCAAGAGCCGGAGGGGAAGAGGAUGAUAACGGAGAUAGGGUCUUAUGGAUUCCAGUGUGGUCAGAAAGAUGAGAGGUCUCUUCUUUAUGCCAGACUUCUGAAGAGGGAUCCUUCCUUUGACCCGGCCAAAAUGAAGCUUCCAGCCCUCU